Molecule: messenger RNA, 3635 nt
Organism: Pteronotus mesoamericanus
Lineage: Eukaryota; Metazoa; Chordata; Mammalia; Chiroptera; Mormoopidae
Gene: PKNOX2
Product: PBX/knotted 1 homeobox 2
Exons: 13
Coding region: 266-1684 (472 amino acids)
Biological process (GO): regulation of transcription by RNA polymerase II
Molecular function (GO): RNA polymerase II cis-regulatory region sequence-specific DNA binding
Source: RefSeq, a predicted model, not a curated record
UGAGCAGUGCUGGGAAGUAUAGGCUGUGUUGUCACGCCGGUGUCAGUCUGAUGAAGAUUGGCAUCAGGUGAAGUCUGGAGCAGGACUCCGAGGCUUUCUGUCCUCCAUGCCGCUCCUCAGAAGAGGGACUGUGAACUGUGUGUUGGCCGGAGCUGACAGGAAGAAUUUCUGGCCCAGCUGGAAGUGAGACGAGGGGGCGAGUCUCCCGAGAGCCAUCCCAGAGGCCGCCAGGAUCACCAAACAAUCCUUGAUGUGAAUCAAUCCCAUGAUGCAACAUGCCUCCCCAGCCCCAGCUCUGACGAUGAUGGCCACGCAAAAUGUCCCUCCCCCACCCUACCAGGACAGUCCACAGAUGACGGCAACUGCCCAGACACCCUCCAAGGCCCAGGCUGUCCAUAUCUCCGCCCCCGCAGCUGCUGCCAGCACUCCUGUGCCCAGCGCCCCCAUCGACCCCCAGGCCCAGCUGGAGGCUGACAAGCGAGCUGUGUACAGGCACCCUCUUUUCCCGCUUCUGACGCUGCUGUUUGAGAAAUGUGAACAGGCCACCCAGGGCUCUGAGUGCAUCACCUCCGCCAGCUUUGACGUGGACAUCGAGAACUUUGUCCACCAGCAGGAGCAGGAGCACAAACCCUUCUUCAGCGAUGACCCAGAACUGGACAAUCUGAUGGUGAAGGCAAUCCAGGUCCUGAGAAUCCACCUGCUGGAGCUGGAGAAAGUCAACGAGCUCUGCAAGGACUUUUGUAACCGUUACAUCACCUGCCUCAAAACCAAGAUGCACAGCGAUAACCUGCUCAGGAAUGAUCUCGGGGGGCCCUACUCCCCCAAUCAGCCCUCCAUAAAUCUCCACUCACAGGACCUCCUGCAGAGCUCUCCCAAUUCCCUGUCUGGAGUCUCCAGUAACCCCCAGGGCAUUGUGGUCCCAGCCUCCGCGCUCCAGCAGAGCAACAUCGCCAUGACAACUGUCAACUCACAAGUGGUGUCAGGUGGAGCCUUAUACCAGCCGGUUACCAUGGUAACCUCCCAGGGUCAGGUGGUCACCCAAGCGAUCCCCCAGGGAGCCAUCCAGAUCCAGAACACACAGGUUAACCUUGACCUCACUUCCCUCCUGGACAAUGAGGAUAAGAAGUCCAAGAACAAACGAGGAGUCUUGCCCAAGCACGCCACCAAUAUCAUGCGCUCUUGGCUCUUCCAGCAUCUCAUGCACCCCUACCCCACGGAGGAUGAAAAGAGGCAGAUCGCGGCCCAGACAAACCUCACCCUCUUGCAAGUCAAUAACUGGUUCAUCAAUGCCCGGAGGCGCAUCCUGCAGCCCAUGCUUGAUGCCAGCAACCCAGACCCCGCCCCUAAAGCCAAGAAGAUCAAGUCGCAGCACCGGCCCACCCAAAGAUUCUGGCCCAACUCCAUUGCUGCGGGGGUGCUUCAGCAGCAGGGCGGCGCCCCGGGGACAAACCCCGACGGCUCCAUCAACUUGGACAACCUGCAGUCCCUGUCCUCAGACAAUGCCACCAUGGCCAUGCAGCAGGCCAUGAUGGCCGCACACGAUGACUCGUUGGAUGGGACAGAAGAAGAGGAUGAGGAUGAGAUGGAAGAGGAAGAGGAAGAGGAACUGGAGGAGGAGGCUGACGAGCUUCAAACGACGAAUGUCAGUGACCUGGGCUUGGAACACAGUGACUCCCUGGAGUAGUUGGCAGCCCAGACGGCGCCGAUCGCCUGGCGGGAGGAGUGUCGCCAGGAGGGUUUCAGGGUGGGGGGGAAGAGGGCGUGGGCAGGCAGCACCGAGGAAGCUGGGCCCAGCUUCCAAAAUCAGCAGCUUGAAAACAUGCAGAGGAGACACCUGCCCCUUCCCAACCCCCGAGCUUCCAUGGCGCCCAGCCCUACUCCCCCGGAGCCACGGAGGACUCGGUUUGGUGGGGCCGGUCGAGCCGCUUGUGCGGAAAGGCAGGAGUGAGGUCUGGAUUCAUCAACGCCCGCGGUCGGAUGGCACCUGAGGGCCCCCUGACAGAAGGACUUGCGUUGUUUACAAGCCCUGCACUGAGGCAGAUCAGUGCUGUUCGCAGAGAAAGCCUUUGCCAGGGGACAGUUAGGAGAAGAGACCGAGUUGAAGAGGGUUUGGGUUCCACCCCCUACAGGUUCUCAGCCCCUUUGAGAGACAUUCAAGGGCAGGAGGGAGCCCGAAGCUAGAGCCAGUGGCUGGGGGGUGGCAGGGCCUGAGGCGUCGCAUCUUGCAGGUCAGAGUGAGGCUGGAUUCCAGGGGCUGUGACUCCUUCCCAGGCCCCGGCUCUGGGCUCAGGCAACUGUGGACUUGGGAGAGUGGGAGGGAGCCACCGGAGCCGACUUUCUCUGCUCUUUCCUCUCUCUCUCUCUCACUCUCUCUCCUGGAAACAAAUAGCAAGCUGGUGAGCUCAAACUGUAGGAGAUAAAGGAGUCCCUUCACCCAGAUUGGCUCCAGGACCCAAGGAGGUGGCAGAACCUGGGCUAGAAGCCACAUCAAAGUGACUUUGGGAACCGCAACUGUCCCCAGGUGUUCCUAUAACAGCAGGACAAGCGUGUCCUGUCCCAGAGGCUCCAGCCCUCAGAUGGAGCCCCUCGCCUGUCCUGCCCCCUCCACAGGCCAUCAGAGAGGGCGGAGCCAGUUUAGCUUGGGACCCCUCCACUUCGGCCUCCACCCUCCCUUCUUCAUUCUAUCCUUCGGAGAAGGCAGAAGGAGCAUUGGAGAGAAGCAUCCAGCCCAAGGAGAAGCCAGGGGUUGGAGAAGGUGCUACAUACCUCCUCCCAUCAAUUUCCAAAGUGUGGGGGAGGGCCCACAGAAACGGCCCCUCCGAGCCAAGGGGUGCCCCCCUCGCCCAUCCCCCAAACCCACACUCCACCAUUACACACAGCCCUGGAGGCGCUGGGGCCCGGUGAGGAGGAGGCUUCCCACGGUCUGCCCUGACGCACACCCUUCCCGCCCCAACUUCCAGUGCCCACGGACGGCACCCCUCCUCUCCCUCCCGCCCACCCCAAUGGCUGUGAAGACAGGACUGACCACACAUGUGUUUCCCAUUGAAUUUUAUUUAACAGACUUGCAGUUUCAUUUGUACACUGUGCGUUGGCCAUCCUCAGUGGCAGAACGUGAGUGGCCACCUGACUCACUGCGAGGGGACCCUCAGGGCCCUCUGGGGGCUUCCCCUCCCCCACCUGGUUGGGGUGGAGCAAAAGAACGGUCACUUUCCUAAGGUCUCCCUAAAAUGAAUGUAUUUCUUCCCCAAAAGAGGUGAUAUUUAAUGUUUUAAUAGGGAUUUUUGAGAAACAAAUAACCUUAUUUAUAAUCUUGGCGAUUCGAUCAUUUUUUACUCCCUUUUGAUGCCACAGGUAGGAGAAAGUCUAGCUUUUUUGGCACCAUGCAGUGGGAUAAAAUACUUUUCCUCUUCUGGUUUGUUUUUCUGUUCACACACACACAUACACACACACACACACACGCAUGCACACAGCCCCACCUACCGCCUCGGACAGGCAGCGCCCAGCACCGGCGCCUGCGCACACACGCCCUCUCCUCCUCCAGCCCCUCCACCUGCCCCAGGUCGUGCAACCUCCUUCCGAUGUAUCCACCAAACCAGUACUGAAUGUGGCUGAGAAGUUUCCAGUAAAUCUUAUUA